CUUCACAUCCAUCAAUCCGCGUUCAGUCCAGACUGCCGACAGACAUAGUGGAAGUUGAUUAAGCACGCUUUAGCCUUAAAAAAAUCUCAGUUGCAAUUGAACCGAACACACAAACAUGGUACGAAGACCGAUCGUCGUACAUCUCGGAUCUAUAACAGCCAUUUUAUUGGUGAUUUUGACCUCCGGAAUACGUUUUUCGGAACCCAGUUCGUUAAAUAACUUCCGGUUGCAAGUGUUGGACCAGUCUGAUGAAUUCAACGGAAUUAAUCUAUCGCAGCGCUUAACUGCCCGAAACUUUGCUAAACAAUUGAACACGUCGCAGAAUUUCUUGGUACUAUUCUAUUUACCCUGGUGUGAAUAUUGCCUCAAGCUGCUACCGAUUUGGGAAGAUUUGGCCAACAUGAUCGAGCAACAGGCGAUACCGCAAAAGUUACUCCAUAUAGGACACAUGGAUUGCAUAGCAGAGGAAGAGUUCUGCGCACAACUGAAAGUGGGCGAGUGUCCCGAAGUUCGAGCCUACAAACGUGAUGCGCCUGAAGGCUACGAAAUAGUUUAUCCCAGUGACUUGGAGGAUACCGUUGAAUAUUUGCAAGAAUAUGUUCUGAACCCCGAAGAGGAUAGUCCCAGUUUUGGGUUUCGAUAA
Uranotaenia lowii is the source of this 643-nucleotide messenger RNA. RefSeq names its product thioredoxin domain-containing protein 5 homolog. The transcript has 2 exons. The record is from RefSeq and is a predicted model, not a curated record. Gene Ontology annotation, molecular function: protein disulfide isomerase activity. Gene Ontology annotation, cellular component: endoplasmic reticulum. Bases 116 to 643 code for a protein of 175 amino acids. Gene Ontology annotation, biological process: protein folding. Lineage: Eukaryota; Metazoa; Arthropoda; Insecta; Diptera; Culicidae.